AUGCUCGCCGCGGCCGAGGCCGCGGCGCUCGCGGCGACGCGCGCGGUCCCGGACGUCGCCGCGCGCGCGCGACCGGCGCGAACGCCGCGCGCGACGUCGAAAGCGAUUUCUGGAUUUGAACUCGGCGCGAAGGCGAUUCGUUUGGAGGGCGACGACGCGGUGAACGCGACGAUCGUCGGCGCGCGGGCGCGAGACGACGGCCGAGGCGAGUACUUGGUCAGGUACGGCGGGUACCACCACCCGAGACGGGACGACGAGUGGGUCGACGCGGCGGCGCUGCGACCGCUCGACGCGACGGAAGCGCGGGAGAAACGGAAACGCGCGCGAGCGAACGGGGCGGUCGAGCAGGCGCGAGGGGGGAAGCGGAGGAAGGCGCCGGCGGCGACGCCGAACGAGACGGAGGCGGAGGCGAGGGAACGGCGGCGGUUGUGGAAGAAUGAACAGAGUCACGUCUCGAAGCGAAGGAUGCGGGAAAGGCGUUUGGCCGAGACGGCGAAGGCGAGCAUCGCGCCGAAGCACCGGAAGGAAGGGCGAGUGGGAGGGGCGAAGACGACGGCGGCGACGGCGGCGCGCGCGAGCUCGAACGCGGCGCCGAGAGGCGCGAGCGCGAGACGCGGCGACGCCGCGCGCGCGGUCGCGAAGCGCGCGGUCGGGAAGAGCGCGGAGGCGCGCGGUGCGGCGAAGGCGCAGCCCUCGGCGGCGGAUCCGGAGCUCACGGAGGAAGAGCGCGUCGCGAGGACGAUUCGCGUCAACGUGCCGACGGCGCUGCGCAAGGCGCUCCUUCGCGACUACGAAGACUCGCGCGGCGUCGAUCCGCGCGCGUACGUCGCCCCUCGAGUCAACGUCGCGAACAUUCUGGACCGAUUCGUCGCCGAUCGCGCCGAUCCGGCGAGGACGAAGACCUCCACGCAGCGAGUCACCGCCGCGCGCACGCGCGCCAUCGUUCGAGGCUUUGAAGAGUCCUUCAACGCCGCGCUCGACGCGUCCUUGCUGUACAAGGACGAAUGGCACAACCCCGUCUACGCGCGUCCGAGCGAGGCGUACGGCGCGACGCACCUCCUGCGCAUGCUCAAUCGACUGUCCACGAUGUUCCCACCGGAAUCAUUCGCCGACGCCGACGCCGCCGUCGCCGUCGAGGCGCGCGCCAACGACCUCCUUCGAUUCGUCGCGCAACGCGCCGAAGAAUUCGGCGUCGUCGCUCCCGACGCCCCGCCCGCCCCGGGCACGCCCGAUAACGUCGACGCUUAA
Molecule: messenger RNA, 1248 nt
Organism: Ostreococcus lucimarinus CCE9901
Lineage: Eukaryota; Viridiplantae; Chlorophyta; Mamiellophyceae; Mamiellales; Bathycoccaceae
Exons: 1
Coding region: 1-1248 (415 amino acids)
Biological process (GO): regulation of DNA-templated transcription; chromatin organization
Cellular component (GO): histone acetyltransferase complex; nucleus
Source: RefSeq, a predicted model, not a curated record